AUGACUAUAAGUAAUGACGCUAGGUUUCAUACACAGCUGAUCUUAAUCACAGAACGCAAAAGAGAGAGAUAUUUAUUGAUUUUUCGCGUUCGUGCAGAACGCAAGAAAAUUUCAGGAUUGAAAGGGUUACACUUGAAGCUACGAAAAAUUCUAUGUGUUAAUAAAUCUAUUACUGAACUUAAAUCGAAUAUUGAUAGUGCAACUGAUUCUAAUCAUAUAUCACAAUCAUGUAUUUGUCGUUCUAAUAACAUUGCUACUAAUGAUACCACCAAACUAAUUGGUGAUGGAUCAGAUACUAAAUCUUCCGUAAAUACUUCAUCUAAUGAUAAUUUACCAUUAGAGUCAGUUAUAAUUGAUUUACGUAAAGCAAUUGUAGCAGAUUUUAUUAAAAAUCCAAAAAUUUUUCGUGGUAAUAAAGAUGAUGUUACAAAAUGGUUAGAAGAAAUUGAUCAUCUUAUGCACAUCGCACAUAUUCCAGAUAGUAAUAGACUAGAUUUGAUUUCAUAUUCUCUUAGGGGAGAUGCACUUCAGUGGUUUCGAAAUAACCAAUCUACACUGACUACUUGGACUACAUUUGUUCAAGAAAUAAAAAAAGCAUUUACAUCAACAUUUUGUGAAGAACUAGCUUUUAAAACACUUGAAUCUUAUUCACAAGGUGAAAAUCAGUCAGUUCGAAAUUUUUAUAAUGAAGUUCUAAAGCUUUGUCAGCAAGCUGAUGCUACUAUGAACAAAUCUACCAAAUUGAAAAAUCUUUUAAAUAAAGUAAAACCAUCUAUUCAGCUAGAGGUACGUAAAAAGAAACCGAAGUCAAUUACAGAAUUUCUCGAGUAUGCAAAAGAGGUUGAGGAAUUAUUACAACUAUCGAACGUCACAGUUGAUACAGCUGUCAGUUAUAAUUCUAAACCAAAAACUUCUAUUAAAAUAGCAAAUACUUCAAGUAAUUUUUCUUCAAAUUAUACUAGCAAUUCUAAUAGUAAUCAGAAUUCGACACCACAAAGAAAUUGGCGCAAUUAUUCACUAUCAUCUUCGCCUACAUUUUAUUAA
Messenger RNA from Rotaria sp. Silwood2, 1044 nucleotides. NCBI's taxonomy places the organism in Eukaryota, Metazoa, Rotifera, Eurotatoria, Philodinida, Philodinidae. The record is from the annotation of a GenBank genome assembly.